CAGUUCUAAUCUCCUGAAUAUCAUGGGUACGUCAGAAAAUAAUGAUGACAUGGUUCCCCUUAACUCGCUACCAGAAGAAAAGCACAAGACCAUAGGACUGGGACCUUUCAAAGUCAAUCUGAUCCUAGCAAACAUAUUUUUUGCGUUUUUGGCAGUCGGCGGUGAAGUGGGGCAAAAUGUCACCCUACCUUUGUGGAUUGAUUCGUCAAUUCCGCCACCAUCUGGUCAUCUAGUCCACAAUUCCUUUAACCACACGAAUGAUACCGGUCAUCUCAUGCGCAAUGGUUAUUCCACCAACCAUAUCAACUCCUCAUCUGGCAGUGGUGAUGUAUAUCAACCUCGAGUCGACGCAUUUUUUGUCUAUACUUUUGCGUCCAUGGCAUUUGUCAUGUUAUUCGGAGGUGCUUUACUUUUCAUUCGCCUGUUUCAACCGCAUCUGCUCGGCGAGACAGAACGAAGGUUUCCGCACUCGCAGCUCUUUCUAGUCGGUCUCUUCGAUGCAUUGAAUGGAACUCUGGUCGUCUAUGCCAGCAGUGGAAGGCGAACGGCGCCGUACUUGCAAGCGAUUUUGGGGAAUUUCAUGAUACCUCUCAUAAUGGCAUUUCGGUGAGUAAAAGCAUAUUCAUACAUGUCCAGCAUGUUGGACAAACAUUACAAAUUACAGAGCGGAGAAUAAGGCAUAAAGGCCUGACUCUACGAUGGCGAAAUUCUGACUAUUGUGUCAGCGAAAUACGGAUGGUUGCACAUAAGCGAUUCUAUUGAAUUUUCCAACUUUUUCCACUUUCGCAGUGAGUAGAACUGACUUCUACUCACUGGUGAAGCGAAAUUUUUCUCGCGAAGCCUAAUUUAUCUUUACUGCGCACACACCAAAUUCAUUUCGCGCGAAAUAUUUCGCAUUCCGCGAAGAAAGCGCACGUGGAAUCAGGCCUUUGGAACUGCAUGUCACAUAAAGUACCUCAUACACCAUAAUUUGCAUUUAUAUUUUAUUGGUAAGAAUGUUUACUGAAACUACAGAGCAACUUCGUUUCCACAUUUUUGUUCUUUUGCUUCGUUUUUGUGAGUUAUUUCAAUAUGUUUGACACGUCUUCCACUUAUCACGGACACCAUCUGUUGCGCGGUUGUGUAAUUGUGGUAAAACCCACCCAUAUAUAGUACGAAAAUUCAAUACUUCACAGUUGUACUUCAUAUUUCAUUCAACUUGCUUAUUUAGAUAUUUCAUUCUUCGCAAAGUGCCAACACUUCGGAAAUUCUCCUGUGCCAUGAUUGUAUUGGUUUCAUUAUUCAUCUGCCUCAUUCCCAAGAUAUUUCCCUCUAUUGACCCUGAAGCUGCUAGAUUUGGUGGAGCCAGUGGGGUGGCAGGGUUUCUGUGGCCAUUGUGUUUCAUGUUUGGUUUUGUAAGUUAAAUUUUUUCUGUUUUAGAAGUAGUAAUCGCUGAAGUGAAGAAGUUAUUAUUACAUGCUGUUGUUGUUGUUGUUGUUGUUAUUGUUGUUGUCGUCGUCGUCGUUGUUGCUGUCGUUGUUGCUGUCGUUGUUGUUGAUUUCGUUGUUGUUGUUGUUGCUGCUGUGGUUGUUGUUAGUGUUGGUGUUCUCGUUGUUGCUGUCGUCGUCGUUGUUGUUGUUGUUGUUGUUGUUGUUGUUGUUGUUGUUGUUGUUGUUGUUUUUGGUGUUGUUGUUGUUGUUGUUGUUGUUGUUGUUGUUGUUGUUGUUGUUGUUGUUGUUGUUGUUGUUGUUGUUGUUGUUGUUGUUGUUGUUGUUGUUGUUGUUGUUGUUGUUGUUGUUGUUGUUGUUGUUGUUGUUGCUGUUGCAUUACAUAAUUCUAUAAUAAAUUUCUAUAUUGUUUCAGAUUCCCAUGGCAUUGAUGAACGUUAUUGAAGAGCGAGGCCUAAAGAUGCAAGACAGUUUGUCAGAACAACAAGUCAACAUUGUGUUCUUUCUGUUCUGGUCAUCCACAUAUGAACUUUUUGUUUUCUUAUCGAUCUUCUGGCUGGACUUUGUUCCCGUGUUUGGCUAUGCCGAUAACUUUACUCAUUUUCUGGAUAAGUAUGUUCAUCAGCGUUGAUAAUAAUAACAUUAAUCAAAUGAAUAAUCUUACUAGACGGCUAAUGCUGAUCUGGUGGUGAAUGCUGGUCGCGUGGCUCUCAGAUUCAGUAAUAUCGGUG
This is a messenger RNA of Paramuricea clavata, 2158 nucleotides long. Lineage: Eukaryota; Metazoa; Cnidaria; Anthozoa; Malacalcyonacea; Plexauridae. The record is from the annotation of a GenBank genome assembly.